Molecule: messenger RNA, 1802 nt
Organism: Myzus persicae (green peach aphid)
Lineage: Eukaryota; Metazoa; Arthropoda; Insecta; Hemiptera; Aphididae
Gene: Osi2
Exons: 3
Coding region: 240-1367 (375 amino acids)
Source: RefSeq, a predicted model, not a curated record
UACCGACCGGCAGACGGUUAGUGACAUCCGAACGGUCAACGGACGAGGUUCAACUCCGCGUUCGAUGUGUUUACGUCUUAGACGUUUCUGAAUAAUAAUAAUAAUUCGUCCACCGCGGAAUAACAGUACCGCAUAUUUACACAAACCGCGACCGGCUCAGCAUUCUGCGCAACGAUCGACAUCGAUAAACACGUCUUCGCUAUAACAGAGGUGACAGCGACAACAGCGCAAGAGUUGCAAUGGAGUCGAGAUAUAGCCGGACGAUGUGUUCGCUGGCUGUACUGAUGUUCGUAGUGGAAACGGCCACGUGCCAGCAGACAAUGUCAUUCCCAGAAGGCGAAGGCAGCAGCGGCGCCGGAGUCGCGGACAAUGGGACGACGUCGGGUGCCGGCCCCGGGAACAGGAGCGGCAAGAACCUGUUCAACUGGUUGGGCAGUUUCUCGGACGAAGGAGCUGACCCGUACCUGUCGUCGGCGAACGGCGCUUGUCUGCAGGGUGACAUGGCCGAGUGUUUCAAGGCUCGCGCCCUGUCCGGUCUGGGUGACUUCUUCGUUCGGGACGCGUACCGGCUCAACGAAAACGUGAGAGUGGUACGAUUGCGGGACGAAGACGACGACGGUGGCCGCCACGCUUCCAGGGGAUUCGAGUUCUCAUCGGAACAGCGGCCCGAGGAUACGGAAUGGGACAAGCUGGUGAAGUUCGCCACUCGCAAGGCCGAGCGGUUCUUGCGAUCAGCCGCCGUAGAGGUGCACGUGCCCGAUGAGCUGACGGAGGGUGGUCGGUACUCACCCAGGUUCAUCGACGAGAUAUCCUCCGAGCUGGACACGCUUGAGGACAAGAAGGCCAGCGUCAUCACCAAGAAGAAGGUGAAGAAGCUGCUGAUUCCCCUGCUGAUCGUGCUCAAGCUGUUCAAGCUGAAGCUUUUGCUUUUCCUGCCGCUCAUCCUGGGUCUGGCGUCGUUCAAGAAGGUGCUCGGCUUCCUGGCACUGGUCGUUCCCGGUCUCAUCGGGUUCUUCAAAUUGUGCAAACCUGAUCUCCAGCACAACUACGGUACGUUCGGGCACAGCAGCUACUACAACAGGCCGUCCAACGGUGGUGGACAUCUGCCCCAGUCCGCGCCCGUGUACUCGCCGUACCGCGAACACCAGGAACCGCAGUACCACCGCGAACACUUGGAACAACCGCAGUACCACCGCGAGCACCCGGUAGACCCGCAACAGUAUCUGUACGAGUCGGCCGACUCGCAGCCGUACAACAGCCGGCCAGCUCGGAACCAGCAGGACGCCAAGGUACCAUCUUCCGGUUCGGUCGCGUUCAAGGAUGAGGCCAACGACAUGGCGUACAACGGUUACAACAGGCAACAGUGAUGAUAAAAUCAUAAAUAACAUUUUGUGUCCAAAGAUACCGCAGCGGACACCUAACCGGAUUAUCGCUGGAUAUCCAUAUGUACAUAGAUCACUCGAUCCCCGCAAACACCGUCAUUGUCACACCCUUUAUCUAUGUCCCGCCGACUUGUCUCUCUGUGCUCACAUGUCGAACACACAAAACAUAGUCUACGACAAUCCUCUGCUGCGUAACAAUAUAUUAAUUAUCGUACGACGUCUCAACAUCGUGAUUUUUACAUUUUCUACUAGCCAUUUCGAGUAGUCGGGAUAUUUUGUACUUCUCACUAUCAUAUAUUUUGUAUCCUCUACGGGGCAAGUCUCGCCGACAAUUCGAUUUGAGUCGAGCUGUUUUUUAAAAAGUCGUGAGCGAUUUCAAUACGCAUUACCUAUAAGCGUAGUUCCUCAUAAUCUCUACGA